Leptosia nina is the source of this 1479-nucleotide messenger RNA. Lineage: Eukaryota; Metazoa; Arthropoda; Insecta; Lepidoptera; Pieridae. The record is from the annotation of a GenBank genome assembly.
AUGUUAUGGUAUUGCCUUUUUCGUCUUAAGAGGCAAAGAAUGUACGCAUUGGCUAACAAAAUCAAGAGCCCUGAUGAACACCAUCCCGUUUUUGGAAUUGCCCUGAACGUUUUAGGAAGCACUGAAGAUAUAAUGAAUAAAAUGAAAACAUACAGUGAAUUCACCACUGAAUCCAACGGUAUUGCUAAAGCUUGGCUUGGACCCUUGUUAUAUUGCAUGAUCACUGAUCCAAAUAUGCUGGAAGUAUUAUUAAAGAAACAUUUAGAAAAAGACGAGUUACAUCGCUUUAUACGCGCCCUGGUGGGUAACGCUUCUAUAUUUGCACCAGUCUCAGUGUGGAGGCCGCGACGAAAAAUUGCUGUUCCUGCGUUUAGUCCGAGAAUUUUGGCAAGUUUCGUUGAUGUUUUUGCUGCGAGAGCUGACGAAUUGUCAAAACUACUAACGCCUAAGGCUGGAACUGGAAAUUUCAAAAUUUGGUCAUAUGUUAACGCGUAUAGUUUAGAUGCUAUUAUGGAAACAGCUAUGGGUACACAAAUAAAAGCACAACAGAAUCAGGACAAUGUAAUACUAAAGGCUGUGAACGAAUCCCUUCGACUGUCGUGUGAGAGAAUAUUUCAUCUAUGGCUGCAACCUGCCUGGUUAUACUGGUUCUUCCCACAACACGCCAAAUUGAUGUACUACACGAAAAUAGUACACGACUUUACAGAUAAGAUCAUUGCUGAAAAAAAGAUGCAACUAAGCUCACCAAACACUGAAUUUCAGACAGAUGAAAAGCCUGAUGUAGUGAAAAGUUGUAUUGAAACGACAUUUCUCGAUCUCUUGAUAACGCAGUCAGGGGGCUACAACGAUUUAGAGCUGCGUGAAGAAGUGUUGACAUUCAUUGUCGCAGCGAUGGACACUUCAGCUGUAACUAUCAGCUUCACUCUGAAAGUCCUGGGCAAAUAUCCGAAAGUUCAAGAGAAAGUGUUUGAAGAGUUAGAAGCAGUGUUUGGAGAUUCUGAUCGCCUAUUACAUAGAAACGAUUUGCCAAAAUUACAAUAUUUAGAACGAGUUAUUAAGGAGACACUUAGACUCUUUCCCUCUGUGCCUUUCAUUAUACGAACAGCUGAAGAGGAUACAUAUAUUGAUGAAGACAUAACUAUACCCAAAGGAUCUGGAAUAAUAGUCUCUAUAUGGGGAGUCCAUAGAAACCCAAAGAUUUGGGGACCAGACGCUCUUUCCUUUGAUCCCGACCGAUUCCUGCCAGAAAGAUGCAAAAAUCUCCAUCCUUGCUCUUACAUACCGUUCAGCUAUGGACCCCGAAAUUGUCUUGGUUAUCAAUACGCAAUGAUGUCUAUGAAGACUGCGCUGUCCUCUAUACUACGUCGCUACCGUGUUGUCGGCGAGCCAGAAAAGGGACCGGUACCACACAUUCCAGUUAAGCUGGAAGUCAUGUUGAAAGCAGUGGAUGGCUAUGAAGUCGCCCUGGAGUUAAGAUGA